CUUCAGAACGAUGGUCACGUGACGUGAUAAACAUUAGCAUGGCUGCUAAAUUGGCAGCUUUCGCUGCGGCAGCGAUGCCAGCAACCCCUCAAAUUUUUCUUUCCCUCAAAGAUUUCGAAGAAAAGCUUGAAAAAGUUGAAGAAGCGACAAUGACCAAGUAUGUCGUGUACCGGAAGGACCCCGUUUUUGGGGAAGACAAUGUGCAACCUUCAUCUGAGAAACUCACGCACUGGGAGCUAAAAGGCGUACAUUAUGAUGGUGUACCAUUUCAGCUUGUGGGAUCAAAAGUCUAUGGAUGCCACCAAGGAAGAGACAAAAGCCUCAGACAAAAGGAGAAGUACCAGACGCUGAAAGAGAAACAAGCGCUUGAAGACCACGUUGUCAAGUCUAGACACUGUCUAAUACAACCUACCAAGAAGAUGAAUUGCCCUGCCAAGCUGACUAUCACAGAUCAUCAAAUUCCCUGAUUUCAAGGUUGAGAACAACACUCAGGGUAAAAGGAAGAAGGCGUCAGCAGACCUGAAAAAAGCAGUAGCAGCAGAUUCUUCAGCAGCUAAAGGAAUCGUUGAAUACCACACACAAUUUCCUUCUAUAAAUGAACAUCGGUACCAUCCUGUUGUUGGACAGGAAGCUGAACUGCGUGAGCGUGUGGACCGCAAUGUAGAACAGCACAUAGUAAACCUCACCUUGGCUGGUGCCAAGAAGCCGAGUGAAAUCAAGCACCACAUCGUAACCUAUGUACAGGAUGAGCUGUUCCGUGGACAAACCCCUCCCCCAAACACACUGCGUAGAUUUUAUCCUACAGGUAAAGACAUCCAGAACAUCAUGUACAAAACAAAGAAGGGGUCACAAGAGUCAAGAAACGACCAGGUUAAUCUGCAGAUGGAUUAUGUGUCUGCAGACCUUGUGACCCUGGAACUGCUUAUAGAAGCAAGGAAGACGGUACAAAGCAGCCCCCUUGGUGUCAUCAACACUCCCAUGAUCCCCUGGUGUCAGACCACUUUGCCUCUCAACAUCAUGUCCAACAUCUACAUUAAACUGGAGAACAUGCAGAGGACUGGCUCUUUUAAAGUAAGAGGAGUGGCCAAUCAAUUCGCCAAGAGACCGAAGGGAGGCCAUUUUGUCACUAUGUCUGCAGGGAACUAUGGGAAGAGUUUUGCAUAUGCCUUGAAACAUUAUGGCUCAAAGGGCAAGGUGGUGAUGCCGGAAACCGCUCCAACAUCCAGAGCUACCCUCAUACAGAGUUUUGGAGUGGAGGUGGAGCGAGUUCAGACUUCCUGCCUGAUGAACGUUGUGAACCGCUGCGUUCAGGAGGACAACAUGACUUUCCUGCAUUCCUACGAUGACUUGGAUCUGAUAGCAGGACAUGCUAGUCUAGGUCUGGAGGUACUGGAGCUGAUACCCGAGCCUGAUGUGGUGGUGGUUUGUUGUGGUGGCGGGGGCCUCCUUGCCGGAGUAGCUGCUGCUAUCAAACUGUCUGGUUGUGAUAAGACCAGGGUUUACGGUGUGGAACCAGAAGGAGCAUGCACCAUGUACAGAAGCUUCAUUGAGGAGAAGCCAGUGGGCAUGGACACCAAGAGCGUUGCCUCAGGACUUGCACCGCCUUUUGCUGGCAAACUGCCCUAUGAGCUGUGCCAGCGUUUUGUGGAGGAGAUCAUCCUGGUGAGUGACGAGGAGAUCACGUCGGCGGUGUCCACCCUCUACAGGUCGGGGCUUGUGGUGGAGCCCUCGGGCUGUGCGGCCUUUGCUGCCAUCAUUAACCACAAGGUCCCCGAUUUGGAGGGAAAUAACGUUGUGUGCAUCCUCAGCGGCGGGAAUAUCGGGAAAGAUGAGCUAUGCAACUUUCCGGACUAAUGCACAAACAGCAGUGAAU
Molecule: messenger RNA, 1873 nt
Organism: Thalassophryne amazonica
Lineage: Eukaryota; Metazoa; Chordata; Actinopteri; Batrachoidiformes; Batrachoididae
Gene: srr
Product: serine racemase
Exons: 11
Coding region: 826-1854 (342 amino acids)
Biological process (GO): L-threonine catabolic process; L-serine catabolic process
Molecular function (GO): threonine deaminase activity; L-serine ammonia-lyase activity
Source: RefSeq, a predicted model, not a curated record